GUCUGUUGGCUCCUAACCUCGCUGUAAAUAUCAGGGAAAGAAUGUUUGCGAUGUUCGACUUUGACAAUGAAAGUCAUCAUGUUUGUUUGCACGAUUUGUCGCCCUUCAACGGUGCCGUUGCGUCUUCCGUAACUUGAGUCAGCUGAAAUUGCUGUGUGAUUGACAAUAGCUGUUAGUACUAGGCAAUAUUUUAACGCAAUUUUAUUGUCAUUAGGAACGCAAUUUUUAUUAUCUUUGACAUCUCACAAAUAGAUAGAUAGAUAAACUACGUUACCAUGGUGCAUUAUUCUGAAAGGCUACAAAUGAACAACGAGAAUUAUGUCACCUUUGUCGCUCAAUUUGUUCAAAAAGUUGAUGACUUCAGUUCGGAAUAUGGUGAUAGUAACAGCAUUUCUUAUACUGUUAACAACAUAACUGGAAUACCCAGUAAAUUUCCAGACUACGGAGAUUUCCCACACGCCUAUGUUAUGAGAACCUAUGGACAAUGGUGGGACAAAGCACCCUCGAGAUCCAUUGAUUACAUGCCGCAGAAUAAUCCAGAUGUCGUCAGUCAUGAUUAUAUUGUUAUCAGGUUUCAUGAAUCAGUAUAUCCACUGAGAAUCUCUAUAUAUGAAAUAUAUAACCCUGGAAGUGUGGUUCGCAUCUGGGCAAAGAAUCCUGACAAUCAAUGGUUUCAGUUAUGGAGCGGACCACCUCAGAUCGUGCCUCCACAAGCUCGGUUAUUUUCUCCGCCCUUAGAACCGUGCAACUUUAAAACGAAUACGAUAAGAUUGGAAUUUAAUCAUAGCCAGCUAGACUACUACACAGAAUUUGAUGCUGUUUUGCUCUUUGGUACAUUUGAAUUGGUUCUCCCUAAAAGUCCGAGAUUCAAACAAAGCUUAUCUAAAUUAUUGGAAAGUAUGAAUCCCGACUAUCCCAAUGAAGAAGAUAUUUAUAAUUUAACUCCAAAUCAUACAAAUCAUAAUAUGUUACAAUUAGACGUGUAUCGUCUCAAAACCUCAUUGCAAGACCACUGUGCUAUGUUUGCAAGGGAAAUAGUCGAGAUUUGUCAAAAAAGCAAGUUGGUAGAAGAAUCUGAAUUGAUACAGUUUUACCAUAAUGUACCGCCACUCGACGAGGGAUAUGACAAUAUGCAAAGAUUCCUAGAGGGAGAUUUGUCGGAAUUCGUAGAGAAGAUGAACGUUCCUCCGGCUGAACCUCAGGAAUUACCGAUAAAUGACGCUUUUUCGGUGCUCGCUAAUGAGACGGUACUGAAAAUACUGGGAUAUUUAGAUUUGAAGUCGUUGUGUCGUCUGCGCAGUGUAAACAGACACUUUAAUAAUUUAGCGCAAGACCCUCUGCUCUACAAGCGUUUAAACUUGAAGCCGUACUGGCACUCCUUCGACGAGGAUGUGUUGCACUCCCUGAUGCCUAGAUUUAAAUAUCUACAACAAUUGGAUUUAUCAUGGUGUGGCAGUUAUGGUAUGCUAAUACCUGAUAACUUGAUACGUUUCUUCUAUCAAUAUGGCGCUCCUCUUACACAUUUACGACUAAACUGCUGUGAAAUGGUCGACGAUGACGUUAUCUAUGUGAUAUCGGUGACAUGUAAAGACUUGAAAGAAUUGUGCUUGCGUUUUUGUCAAAACGUAAGGUAUGGAUUCCAGCAUCUGCAGCAGCUCCGGUGCCUCGAGAUCUUGGAUCUUUACAAGACCUCUAUAGAAACUGCAGACGUGUGCAGAAUAUUACACAGCAAUCCACGAAUGCGUCACUUGAACGUAGCGGGCGUAUCGGAGCGCCUAGACGCGGACGAGAUUGCAAGAGAAUUAGGCAGUUCGUGUCUAGGUUUGGAGAGCGUAGAUUUUUGGAAAGCGUUAAAUCUCUCGUCACAGGGUAUCAAUGCUCUCACUGCUUGCAGGAAUUUGCGGGAAGUAGAUUUCAGCUGGUGCAGUAACACCGUAAUUAAUCAAACCGAGUGUUUCUACAACUUUUUUACCUGCUGCAAGCAUCUGGAGAAGAUUUUUCUGGGUUCUUUUCGAGGAGUCACAGAACGCGAUUUGCGCCAUUUAACGUUGUGCAAGGAGUUGAAACAGUUAGACUUGUUAGGCUCGAUGAGUAUAACGCCGGAAGUGUGCCAAGACAUUCUGUUAAGUUGUGAAAAAUUGGAGUUGAUUGACCUCAGUUUCUGCGAACACAUUAGCAACGUCGAGGUCGAUGAGUGGCGGGCACAGUUUCCAAAUGUGGCCAUCAAAAGAAGCUUCCCAAUACAGGAGGCUCGAUCUUAAUGUUACGUAAACUCAGUAUCUGAAACGGAUUUAGAAAUCAAACUCCAAAAAUAUGACACAAAUAUGACAACAAAAGCCUAAAUAAGACUGUGUUAAUAUAACGAGUUCGAGUAUUGACAUUGAAAGUAACAACAUACAGCAUGUGUUAGCCAAAUUGUUAAUUUACAAUUGCAAUAUUAUGUAAAUAGGUAUAUCGAACAUUAUAUUGUAAAUUUGCAAUUGCAAUAUUAUGUAAAUAGGUAUAUCGAAAAUUAUAUUGUAAAUUUGUAAUUGCAAUAUUAUGUAAAUAGAUGUAUCGAAGAAAUAAACUUUUCAGAAUUUUGUACAUUAUAACAA
Molecule: messenger RNA, 2597 nt
Organism: Ooceraea biroi (clonal raider ant)
Lineage: Eukaryota; Metazoa; Arthropoda; Insecta; Hymenoptera; Formicidae
Gene: Fbxl4
Product: F box and leucine-rich-repeat gene 4
Biological process (GO): SCF-dependent proteasomal ubiquitin-dependent protein catabolic process
Cellular component (GO): SCF ubiquitin ligase complex
Molecular function (GO): protein binding
Source: RefSeq, a predicted model, not a curated record